Messenger RNA from Syzygium oleosum, 1478 nucleotides. RefSeq names its product probable BOI-related E3 ubiquitin-protein ligase 3. The transcript is spliced from 3 exons. Bases 162 to 1355 code for a protein of 397 amino acids. Gene Ontology annotation, biological process: regulation of programmed cell death. The record is from RefSeq and is a predicted model, not a curated record. Gene Ontology annotation, molecular function: ubiquitin-protein transferase activity. Lineage: Eukaryota; Viridiplantae; Streptophyta; Magnoliopsida; Myrtales; Myrtaceae.
GCCCCCCCCCCCCCCCGGGCACCUAUAUCUUGCACCGCAUGCACUUCCUUCCUUUCCACUGGUCCUUCGUCUCUCCCUCUCCCUCUCCAUCUCCCUCCACGGCCCAAAGGUAGAACCAGAGCAGAGCAAAACCCACGCAGAGAGACCUGUCUCCCUCUCCCAUGGCGGUGGAGUCUCGGCAUCUUCAUCUUUUCCCUCCGCAGCUCCUCGGCAGCAGGGAAGGGGGGAUGAUGAUGACCCACCACCCACCUGUGGAAGCGAACGCCGGCAUGUACAGCUCGCAGCCGGUGUACGGGCUGCCCUUGUCGGGAACCUCUACCGCUGAUUCUCUCCUGUUUCCCCUGUACAGUCACAACCUCAACGCCCAUCUCGCCGCCGCUCGCGCCCUCGACGAGCCCCUGCAUCUCAAGACGUCGGCGUCGGCGGGGGCGGCGGGGGCGGCGCCGUUGAAGUCGGAGAGCGGCAUCACCUACAUCAACAACAACACCACCGCCCUGCCUUCGUUGUCGUCGUCCUCGAGGAAGCGCCCCAGGGACUCUAACCAAGCCUUGUCGUUCUCGACGGCGGAGAUUCAGCCCGACGGCAGGAGCGGUUGCGGCCGUUUCGCCUUCCUCGGGGAAGACGUUUCUCUCCACGUCCAGCACCAGUUCCUCGACGUCGACCGCCUCAUUUCACAACACAUGGAGAAGUUGCGAGCGGAGAUGGACGAGCAGCGAAAGAGCCAAGCGAGGAGGCUGGCGGAAUCGAUAGGGCAAGGCCUCGCGAAGCGGCUCCGAGCGCGGGAGGAGGAGAUCGAGAAGAUCGGGAAGCUGAACUACGCGCUGGAAGAGAGGAUCAAGUCGCUGUGCAUCGAGAACCAGAUAUGGCGAGAUCUGGCGCAGGCGAACGAAGCCACCGCGAACGCGCUGAGGACGAACCUGGAGCAGGUGCUCGCGCAGGUCCGGACGGCGGCGGCGGCGGACGACGCGGGCGAGACGGCCGACCUCGACGACCCCGCCGCCGCCGCGAACCAUCGCCGGAACGGCGGCGUCGACGACAACGCCCUGAUGGAGGACGCGCAGUCGUGCUGCGGGAGCAGCGGCGGCGGUUGGUGGGAGGAGGGGGCGGAGGAUUGCGGAGCGGCGGCGGCGGAGGCGGGGGAGGGGGAGGGGGAGGGGGCGGGGGGGAGGGAGGAGAGGAGGAGGCGGCGGGGGCGGCGGCGGUGGUGGUGCAGGGAGUGCGGGAAGGAGGAGGCGCGGGUGCUGAUGUUGCCGUGCAGGCACCUGUGCGUGUGCACGGCCUGCGAGCCGUCGUGUCGGGCGUGUCCGGUGUGUCAGUCUGCCAAGAACGCCAGUUUCGUCGUUAACGUGGCGUGAAUGUUUGGUGAUAUGUGAAAAAAAACACACAAAAAAAAAAUCUCAAGAAAUGCGGAAUGGCCCAAAAAGGAAAAAAAAGGAAAAAAUCUUUGCACAUUGUUUUGAUCUCGAGCCUCUUCUGUA